Molecule: messenger RNA, 792 nt
Organism: Liolophura sinensis
Lineage: Eukaryota; Metazoa; Mollusca; Polyplacophora; Chitonida; Chitonidae
Product: vitelline envelope sperm lysin receptor-like
Exons: 6
Coding region: 1-792 (263 amino acids)
Source: RefSeq, a predicted model, not a curated record
AUGUUGGACCUGCCCAAACUCUACCUCCGUGCUGACGUCCCUGCCUAUGCCAAAGCUAAAUGCCAGAAUGGAGAUAAAACCUUCACGUCCACAAAUGCUGUGGAGUUCGAACUUUUCGGAGCAUUCGAUAGAAUGUACAAUGGCUCAAACUGCCAAUAUUAUAAAAAAGACGGCAGCAACACAUUCACGGUCGACGUUGAAAUCGGUUGGGGUGAACUGGGUAGCCAUGUUAUCAACAAUAAAGACGUUAAGACGAUCUCGUGUGCGUACGAUGAUCACGGAAGGGCUUUGUCUGCCACCGAAACCAUAGCAGAAUGGUUCCUCAACCCAAAAGAAAUGCAGACGUUGUUGGGAAUAGCAUCCAAGGCAGUGUUCGAUCUCCAAGUUGUGGACGUAUUGGGCCGCCCCGUUGGACCAGACCAUAUUUCCAUAGGUCGAAAGAUCCGCCUGAAGGCCACAGAUUCCAGCAAUGAACUUCAAGCUUUCCGUGCCCUAAGCUGUGAAGCCAAGAACGAAAACAGCACGUACGCCAUAUUGAGAGCUGGGUGUGGUGACGGACUAGUGUUCAACAAACGAGUGGGGUUUGAAACCACGGGAGCGGAAGUCCUUAGCCCGUACUUCGAGGCUUUCCGGCUACGGGGAUCUGCCAAUAUCCAGUUCCAGUGUACCUUCACAGCUUGCGAUGGUAGCUGCGACGGACAUCUCCACUACUCCAGUGCUUACAUUGCACUAUAUAUUGACGUUCUUACUGUCCUGGAUUUCUUUCCUCAGAUCAAAGACGACAAAGACUAA